CUGCUCCAUACGGACUCUUGCCAGGAUGCGAUGCAAUGGGGAACACCUCCAGCUCUCAUAAGAUUUCGGCACAGGACCGGGCAAUCCUCGACCUAAAAAACCAGCGCGACAAACUCCGCCAAUACCAAAGACGCAUUACCGGUCUAACAGACCGCGAAACAGAGAUCGCCAAGAAAUGCCUAGCUCAGAAUGAUCGAAGGCGAGCGCUGCUCGCCCUGCGCCGCAAGAAAUACCAAGAAUCGCUCCUGGCCAAAACAGACAGCCAGCUGGAGACCCUGGAAAAACUGGUCAACGACGUCGAGUUUGCGCUCGUCCAGAAGAGCGUCUUGCUUGGUUUGCAGCAGGGGACUGAAGUGCUCCAGGCGAUUCACAAGGAGAUGGGUGGUAUUGAAGGUGUUGAGAAGCUGAUGGGUGAAACGGAUGAUGCGAGGGCUUAUCAAGAGGAAAUUACCGAGAUGCUCGCGGGUCGGCUGUCGGCGCAAGAUGAGGAUGAGGUUGAGGAUGAAUUGGCCAGCUUACAGCGCGAGAGGCAGGGCCCCGUUGUUUUACCGAAUGCUCCUGUGGGACAACCGGUGAGAGGGCCAGAGGAGGAUGAACCUCCGGUCGAAGAAAGAGCGAGGUCUGAGCCACAGGGCGCAAUGCUCGCUUCCUGAUUGAUAUACAUUCGUUGCGCAGUUGAAAG
Messenger RNA from Aspergillus candidus, 682 nucleotides. Its product is annotated as ESCRT-III subunit protein VPS20. Gene Ontology annotation, biological process: late endosome to vacuole transport via multivesicular body sorting pathway; vesicle budding from membrane. The coding region runs from base 36 to 653 and encodes 205 amino acids. The record is from RefSeq and is a predicted model, not a curated record. Gene Ontology annotation, cellular component: multivesicular body; ESCRT III complex. The transcript has 3 exons. Lineage: Eukaryota; Fungi; Ascomycota; Eurotiomycetes; Eurotiales; Aspergillaceae.